Molecule: messenger RNA, 1167 nt
Organism: Lodderomyces orthopsilosis Co 90-125
Lineage: Eukaryota; Fungi; Ascomycota; Pichiomycetes; Serinales; Debaryomycetaceae
Product: Golgi transport complex subunit
Exons: 1
Coding region: 1-1167 (388 amino acids)
Biological process (GO): cytoplasm to vacuole targeting by the Cvt pathway; intra-Golgi vesicle-mediated transport
Cellular component (GO): COG complex
Source: RefSeq, a predicted model, not a curated record
AUGUCACUGAUACUACUAGACUCCUUAAGGGAUGAUUUGAAUGAAUCUCACCGCAAUGCUUUAAAAUUUGACACCAAGCUAUACCAAUUAUCAGAGAAGUAUCUUGGAGAUCUUCUAAUCAAUGAUGAAUUGUUAUCAACGGACCAAUUCACCACAACAGCCACCAAUUCCAAAAAUAUUACUCAGGAAAUUGCUGAACUAGAUCUACAACAGCAUCAAAUCAAUAAACAAUUGAGUUCAUUGACGGACUCACACAAGGAUUUAAUUAUCGAUGUCAAUUAUGAUCUUAAUGAAAUUAAUCAAAACUUGACCAAUGAUUAUGCAAAAACAGUCGCUGCUUUGAAAAAGAGUUUAAAUAUUGAUUCAAAAUUCCAUCCAACUGAUUACAAGUCACUGCGGGAUUCAAUCUUGUCCAAUAUAGACACAAUAUUGGAUAUUUUAGAACUUCCAACACUAUGCCGACUUUGUAUCUUACAAGGCAAUUAUCAGGAAAGUUUGGAGAUUUCGAUAUUUAUCAAGUCAUUAAUUAUUCGAUUUCCUAAGCUACAGUUGUUUAGAACCAUCUCGAACCAAAUUGAAUCGGAAUUAAAAGUAAUGUUGAAAGGAUUGUUAAAAUUACUAAAUACAAACUUAAAACAAAAUCAUAUUCUCAAGAUUUUCCAAAUUUUGAGUAAAUUGGAAAGUGUUGAUUAUAAAUCCUUGCAUCGGAUCUACUUGAAUUCAAGAUUCAAAUUCAUCAUUAAUGAAAUUGGCAGUUUACAACCAAUUCUCAAAUUCAAUAAACUCACUUAUUUGAAACGAUUUGUUGAAGUUUAUCGAGAACAUAUUUAUUCUUCAAUUCAUAUCUACUACACCAUUUUCAAAAACGAAAUUGAUAAAUUGUUGCUUAACCAAUUCAUAACCACACUAGCUACCAAUUUGUGCCGCGAGUUUGUUUCAUGUAUGCCUCAUAUUGCACCAGUAUCUCAUGAUUCAAUUGAAUCAGAAUUGGAAUUGAAAAAUUCAAUAGACGGAUUGAUUUUACAAUUGAUUUAUCUUUGCAAGUCCUUGUCAACUUAUCAAUUUGAAUUUGAAUCGAUAAUCUUGUCUGAAUUGUGUUAUAAACAUGAACUAAUUCUGGAACUGGAUUGGAUACGUAACCUGAGCAAAAUCAAAAAACAUAAAUAA